Saccharomyces mikatae IFO 1815 is the source of this 651-nucleotide messenger RNA. It is a transcript of the gene ORM2, whose product is annotated as sphingolipid homeostasis protein ORM2. The coding region runs from base 1 to 651 and encodes 216 amino acids. Gene Ontology annotation, cellular component: endoplasmic reticulum membrane. The transcript has a single exon. The record is from RefSeq and is a predicted model, not a curated record. Gene Ontology annotation, biological process: negative regulation of ceramide biosynthetic process; intracellular sphingolipid homeostasis; ceramide metabolic process. Lineage: Eukaryota; Fungi; Ascomycota; Saccharomycetes; Saccharomycetales; Saccharomycetaceae.
AUGGAUCAAACUACAAAUGAAUCUUUAGCGUUUGAGGAGUCAUCACUCACCCCAAACGUAUCUAACCUGAAACCCUUCCCCUCUCAAAACGGCAAAAUAUCGACUCCAGUGACGGACCAUAGGAGAAGACGGUCCUCCAGUGUAAUAUCGCAUGUCGAACAGGAAACUUUUGAAGAUGAAAACGACCAACAGAUGCUUCCCAACAUGAACGCCACGUGGGUCGACCAGCGAGGAGCGUGGUUGAUCCAUAUCGUUGUGAUUGUGCUAUUGAGGCUUUUCUACUCCUUAUUCCCCGGGUCCACACCCAAAUGGACAUGGACUUUGACCAACAUGACCUACAUCAUUGGAUUCUACAUUAUGUUCCAUCUCGUCAAAGGCACGCCGUUUGACUUUAACGGUGGUGCGUACGACAACCUUACCAUGUGGGAGCAGAUUAACGACGAGACCUUGUACACGCCCACCAGAAAAUUUUUGCUGAUUGUGCCCAUCGUGCUAUUCCUGAUCAGCAACCAGUACUACCGCAACGAUAUGACACUCUUCCUCUCCAACCUGGCAGUAACGGUGUGUGUCGGUGUCGUUCCCAAGCUAGGAAUUACCCAUAGACUAAGAAUAUCCAUCCCUGGGAUCACGGGUCGUGCUCAAAUUAGCUAA